GCCAGCCCUCCUCAGUGCGCCGGCGCUUCAGUGCGGGCAGCGAGCGCGGCGGUGUGUAGUGUCACUGGGUCGGCGCCAUGGGCCUGCGGUGGUUGGCGGCCCUUGCGUGCCUGGCUUGGGGUGCCUCAGGGCAGUACCGCCCUCCGCACAACGGCUCCGGCUCUGUGGGGCCGUACGGCCGCGCCAGCCCGGACAGCUACGACAGGCGGGACGGCGACAUCUACCACGAGCGGGGUGACAUCGACACCUAUGACCAGACGACCACGGAGGGCCCCGAGGAGGACGAAGAUUCCUACGACCAGGAAGGCGCGGGGACCGAGGCCGCCGGCGGCUACGACCCGUACUCUGGGGGCAGGAGAAGGACAGACUACUCCUCCGGUGGUGGUUCGGGGACAUACGGCCGCGCCGGAUACCCUGGGGGAGGGUCCGGGACCUACGGUUCCUCUGGCACUUAUGGCAGCCCUGGUUCCCCAGGUGAAGAUGGAACACCUGGUGAGGCAGGCGAACCCGGAAGAUCAGACGGUUAUGGGAGUUCCAGAGGGUACGGCUCCUCUGGGAGUUAUGGCAAUUCUGGUGGAUAUGGCAGCCCUGGUUCUCCAGGUGAAGAUGGAACACCUGGUGAAGCAGGCGAACCCGGAAGAUCAGACGGUUAUGGGAAUUCCGUAAGUUACGGCUCCUCCAGAGGUUACGGCUCGUCUGGCACAUACGGCAGAUCUGGCGGCUAUGGCAGCCCUGGUUCCCCAGGUGAAGAUGGAACACCUGGUGAAGCAGGGGAACCCGGAAGAGCAGGCGGUUAUGGGAGUUCCAGAGGUUACGGCUCUUCCGGGAGUUAUGGUUCCUCCGGCACGUAUGGCAAUUCUGGCGGGUAUGGGAGCCCUGGUUCCCCCGGUGCAGAUGGGACUCCUGGCGAGGCAGGGGAACCCGGAAGAGUAGGAGGAUACGGAAGUUCCAGAGGGUACGGCUCCUCUGGGAGUUAUGGCUCCUCUGGUACCUAUGGCGGUUCUGGUGGGUAUGGGAGCCCUGGUUCCCCUGGUGCAGAUGGGACACCUGGAGAGGCAGGGGAACCUGGAAGAGCAGGCAGUUACGGGAGUUCCGGUGGGUACGGCUCCUCCGGGAGUUAUGGCUCCUCCGGCAGGGUAGGGUCCGGUGGGUACGGCGGGGCGGCGGGCGGCUCUGGCGGUGACCAGAGCAGCUCUGGGGCUUCGUGGAGCUACGGAAACUCCGGCAGCAGCAGCUACAACACAUUCCCAGUGCUGGGGCCUGACGGCCGGCCGCGAGGAAACUGCACGGGCUCAGGCUGCUGCAUCCCCAAGUGCUUUGCUGAGAAGGGAUCUCGGGGUUCUCCCGGACUGCCAGGCCUGACGGGACCCAAAGGACAGCAAGGGUUCCCCGGCACGGAAGGACUUCCGGGAUCGAAGGGCGACAAGGGCGAGCCAGGGCCCCAGGGGACAAGAGGACCAAAAGGAGACAGAGGCAAGAUGGGGAUGCCGGGAUUUCCCGGAAUCAACGGUAUUCCAGGACUGCAGGGUCCACCUGGGUCACCUGGACUUCCCGGACUUGACGGUUGCAAUGGCACAGAUGGAUCUCCUGGCUUGCCCGGCCUGCCGGGCGAGAGCGGACCCCGUGGCUUCCCCGGGCAGCCGGGGCGGUCGGGCCCUAAAGGGGAGCCCGCCUACGCGGGACCCUACCCCAAGGGCGAGAAGGGUGAGCCGGGACUCGACGGCGUGCGGGGCCCGCCCGGCAACCCCGGGCAGGAGGGCUUGCCGGGCCGAGCGGGCUUGAAGGGAGAGAUCGGACCGAUGGGCCCGCAAGGGCUGCCGGGCCAUAAGGGCGAGAAGGGCAACAUGGGACUGGGCUACGAGGGCCUGAAAGGGCAGAAGGGAGUGAAGGGCGAGCGGGGACCGGAAGGCAGGCCCGCCAUCCUGCCCGCCACCGGACAGAAGGGCGUCAACGUCGGCCCGAAGGGAGAACCAGGCAACAAAGGAGACACCGGCGAGCAAGGCCCUCAGGGCCAGAAGGGCGAGCCGGGAAUGACCGGCGACUCGGGAGUGCCCGGGCAAAUCGGAAUGAUCGGCGAGAAAGGACUGCCCGGGCCAGCCGGUCCCAGGGGCCGGGACGGGUUCUCGGGCCCGCCGGGGCCGCUGGGCCAGAAGGGCGACCGCGGGCCGGACGGACUGCCGGGGCUGAACGGCCAGCCCGGGCCCAAGGGGGAGCCGGGUUACGACGGUCCCGCGGGACCUCCGGGCCUCCGGGGACCGCCGGGCCCUCCCGGGGGUGGUCUGGGCCGGCCCGGGCCGCCUGGUCCGGUCGGACCGCGGGGGUACCCCGGACCGCGAGGCCCCAAGGGAGACGACGGGUGGCCCGGACAGCCGGGACUUCGCGGGCCCACGGGUCCCAUCGGAGGCCCCGGAGUGUCUGGUCAGCCUGGGCUGGAAGGACUUCCCGGAGAGAAGGGCGCGAAGGGAGAGCCGGGACUCAUAGGAUACCCCGGCCAAGAAGGGCAGAUAGGGUACCCGGGACCCCCGGGCCCCGCAGGGCCAAGAGGUUUCCCCGGCGAGAAGGGAGCGUCCAUCACGGGACCUAAGGGCUUGGACGGCAUCCCAGGACGCAAUGGCGAGAAGGGGGCGAAGGGAGAGAAGGGCUACCCAGGGCCGCACGGCAUCCCGGGAGACUCUGUGAACGGCAUUCCCGGACUGCCCGGACCAUCGGGGGCCCGCGGAGAGCCCGGCACCCCAGGAAGACCCGGAGUCCAGGGACCCAAAGGAGAGCCGGGGUUCGCCGGGCGCCCGGGCGGGACGUGUGCGGCCUGCCUCCCGGGGCUGAACGGCGAGAAGGGCGACCGGGGGCUGGACGGAGUGCCGGGGCUGCAGGGCCAGAGGGGUCCCUCCGGGGAGAGGGGCUACCCCGGGGUGCCCGGCGAGGACGGGCUGCCCGGCCCGGUGGGACUCCCCGGUUUGUCGGGAGAGCCCGGGAUCCCGGGAAUCCCGGGGUCGCAAGGGCAGAAGGGAGACUCGCCGACGCUGCCGGCCAACCAGGUGAUCUACCCCGCGGGCGACAAGGGCGACCGGGGGGAGCCCGGGCGGCCGGGCCCCGUCGGACCGCGGGGGCUGCCGGGGAUCAAGGGCGACCGCGGCCUGCCAGGGCUGCCCGGCAUCAAGGGAGACACGGGCGAGAGAGGCUUCCCCGGCCAGGACGGCAUCCCGGGCCAGCCCGGCUACCCGGGCAGCAAGGGGGACAAGGGCUUCAGCAUCAAGGGCGACAUGGGGCCCUCGGGCCUCCCAGGCGGGCGCGGCGAGAAGGGCGAGCCGGGCUACAAGGGCACCAAGGGCGAGCCCAGCAACUGCCCCACGCCGUCCGACAUCAGGGACAAGAUCAAGGGCGCGAAGGGCGUAUCCGGGGAGAAGGGCGAGCCGGGUCCGCCGGGCAGGGACGGCUACCCGGGAGAGAAGGGACUCCAAGGGCUGAGGGGAGACUCCGGACCGCAGGGACCGCAAGGCCUGCCGGGACCGGUGGGCCCACGCGGCCUGCCGGGGCCCCGCGGAGACAAGGGAGACGCCGGACCAAUGGGCUUCCCCGGAGAGCCGGGACGGGACGGCACCAGGGGAAUGCCAGGACUGUCGGUCAAAGGCGACAAGGGGGAGCAGGGCGUGCCCGGGAUAGGUCCCCCGGGACCGGCCGGCCCCGAGGGCGUGAAGGGGGAGAGGGGGCUGCCCGGACCCGCCGGGAAGUACGGCAUCCCGGGAAGCCCAGGGCUGCAAGGGCUGCAGGGCGAGAAGGGUGACAGGGGCAGCGACGGCCUGGACGGACUGCCCGGGAGCAUCGGGCCGAAGGGAGACCCGGGGCCCUGGGGCCCGGUGGGACCCGCGGGGGCGCCCGGCCUGUCCGGGCGCGACGGAACCAAAGGAGAGCCUGGCCUGCCCGGAGAGCCCGGGCGACCGGGGCUCGCCGGCUUCCCGGGCCCCAAAGGAAACGCCGGCGUUCCCGGCGCGGACGGUCCCAAAGGAUUCCAAGGACAACGCGGACGACCCGGCGACCCAGGGCCGCCGGGCAUGGACUGCUUCCAGGGCCCCCCGGGCGAGAAGGGGGCCCGGGGGCCAGACGGCUUCCCCGGGGAGCAAGGCUUCGACGGCCCGGCCGGACUGCCCGGCCCCGCGGGCCUCAAGGGCGACAUGGGCCCGGUCGGGCCGGCAGGCAUCUCCGGGCUGCCCGGCUUCACGGGACCCAAGGGAGACCGGGGGCUGCCAGGACCACAGGGCAGGAAAGGUGACGCCGGCCUGGUGUCGGAGAAGGGGCAGAAGGGCGAGCCUGGUAUUCCCGGGCUCCGCGGGCCCGAGGGCCGCCCCGGCCUCGACGGCCUGCCCGGGGCCAAGGGAGACGCCGGCCUGCCGGGGAUCGGCCGGCCCGGGAUCCCCGGGACGAAGGGCGAGCGCGGGGUGCCCGGGAUCGACGGCCUCCCGGGCCAGUACGGAGACAAGGGCGACAAGGGGUACCCGGGGCUGCCCGGAGCGAAGGGAGAGGCGGGACUGCCGGGUCUGUACGGCGAGACCGGGCCCCCUGGCCUUGACGGCCUGCCGGGGCCCGUGGCAGAGCUCGGCCCGCAGGGACCCCAGGGACUGCCGGGCGUGAAGGGGGAGAGGGGCUUUCCCGGACGGAACGGCAUGGACGGACCCAAAGGAGACCAAGGACUCCCCGGUCCCUUCGGCCCGGUGGGGCUGCCCGGCCAAAUCGGCGACAAGGGCGACCGCGGCCCGCCGGGGCCCAUGGAGACCGUCAAGGGGGAGAAGGGCGAGCCCGGGCCAUCGGGACUGCCCGGCCGGCCGGGCGCCAAAGGAGAGCGCGGCUUCGACGGCAUCCCGGGCAGGGACGGCGAGAAGGGAGUGCAGGGCCUGCCCGGACCCCGGGGCCUCAGCGGGCCCAUGGGAGCACCUGGGGCUAAAGGAGAAACGGGCAUGGAGGGAAUAGUGGGGCCGCCCGGCCUCACCGUCAAGGGGGAGAAGGGGCUGCCGGGACUCCCGGGCAAGAAUGGACGACACGGCGCCCCCGGCCUGGUGGGACAGAAGGGCGAGCAAGGGCUGCCCGGCCUGCCCGGCAUGAAGGGCGAGACGGGCUGGCCCGGGCCGCUGGGGCCGGCCGGGGAGAAGGGCGACCGGGGACUGGAGGGCCCGCCGGGACAGCCGGGCCUGGACGGGGCCCCCGGGUUGCCGGGACGGGACGGCACGCCCGGGAUCCCGGGCGAGAAGGGGGAGUUGGGGCCGCCCGGCCUGUACGGCGCCCCGGGACAGAAGGGAGAAGCGGGACCGCCAGGACGGGACGGCUUCCCCGGGACGCCGGGCGCGAAGGGGGACCGGGGCCUCGACGGACGGCCCGGCCCGCCUGGCGCGCCGGGCGAGAAGGGCGACCGAGGGUUCCCGGGACAGCCGGGGCUCGCCGGGGAGCGGGGCUUCCCCGGGGACCGGGGCGACAAGGGCGAGCGCGGGGUCGGCCUGCUCGGCCAGAAGGGCGAGCGGGGCCCGCCAGGGAUACCGGGCCGCCACGGAGAGCGCGGCCCGCCGGGACUGGACGGACUGUCGGGACUGCCCGGACCGAAGGGAGAGCCAGGCCUGCCCGGACUCGAGGGACUGCCCGGACCGCUGGGCCCGCCGGGCCCCCAGGGAGAGAUGGGACUCGACGGCAUCGCGGGAGCGCAGGGGCAGCGGGGAGACAUCGGCCUGCCCGGGGAGCCGGGCCAGCCGUGCGAGACGCAGGGCGACUACACCACCGGCAUCCUGCUGGUGAAGCACAGCCAGAGCCCGGAGGUGCCGGCGUGCGAGCCGGGGCACAUCCGGCUGUGGGACGGCUACAGCCUGCUGUACAUCGAGGGCAACGAGAAGGCGCACCACCAGGACCUAGGCUACGCUGGCUCCUGCGUGAGGAAGUUCAGCACCAUGCCCUUCCUGUUCUGCGACUUCAACAACGUGUGCAACUACGCCAGCCGCAACGACAAGUCCUACUGGCUGUCCACGUCCGCACCCAUACCCAUGAUGCCCGUCGAGGAGAACAACAUAAGACCGUACAUUUCGAGGUGCGUGGUUUGCGAGGCGCCGGCCAACGUUAUCGCGGUCCACAGCCAGGGACUGAACAUUCCGGACUGCCCUCGCAGUUGGACGGGACUCUGGUUGGGCUACAGUUUCGUCAUGCACACUGCGGCGGGGGCGGAGGGAGGGGGCCAGGCCCUGGCCAGCCCCGGCUCCUGCCUCCAGGACUUCCGCGCCACGCCCUUCAUCGAGUGCAACGGGGCGCGCGGCACCUGCCACUACUUCGCCAACAAGCUCAGCUUCUGGCUGGCCACCAUCGAGGGCGACAGCCAGUUCCGCCAGCCCCAGAGCGAGACGCUCAAGAGCGGCAACCAGCGCAUGCGCGUCAGCCGGUGCCAGGUGUGCAUCAAGAACACGUAGCGCGCCAACCCCCACCCGCCACCACCACCCCCCCACCACCGAUCGCGGGGACCCGGGAGGGGAGGGGUGAAGGACGAGCGCCGUCUGUUCGCGACGUGACCGCUCGGGAAGCGGCGCGGAAGCAGGCUUGAACGGAAAGCGGCGAAUCGGAAAAGUCAAAAUUAAGCAGCUAGGUUUUCUAGGUAAAAAAAAAAAUCUAAUUGUUUGCAGACACAAUUCAAAGACAACUUUCACAGAAUUUUAAAAAAAAAUACAUUUUGUGUCUUUAAAACCUAUUUUAAUUCGAAAAAAAAAAUUUAAAAAAAAAUGGCGCAUAAAAAUUAAAUCAAAGUUGGCCUGGUGGCAAGUAUAAAGUUGGUUGCAAUACUUCCGCAUUUCAAGUUCGGAAACAUACAAGAGCUAACGGAGAUUGGCCCCUCCCCUGCUGAGGUAAUUAAUCAUGUUAGUGCAAAAAUAUUCAUCAAGAUCCUUUGCACAUUGUGUUCAUAAGACAAAAAAAACUAUCACGUGUUCCUCAUCUGCUUAUGAUUUUUUUUUUAAUUAAAAUUUUUGCUUAUACUUAUUUCUUACUUUCAUCCAUUGUGCCAUUCGUAUAAAUUGUGUAUUUUACAAUUUCGAACAUCUAAAUGGUGUACAAUUACAAUGCAAACAUAACAACAAUAAGUUACAAAAAAAGUAUUAACACCAUAAAAAAAAAAGCAGGUUGCAAUGUAGCAUACUGCAUUCAUUAGAUCUAGGAGAAAUAAGAAAUUUAUACUUUUGACUAAUUCAUUGGAAGCAUGAAUUUCUUCACAAUACACACAAUUUUUUUUUUUUUUUUUGCAAUUGUAAAAUUGUAAUGGUGCUAUAUAUAAAAUUUUACUUAAGUGUAUAAAAGAAUUAUAAUAUAGAAAAGAGGAACUUAUGUUGAAUUUGUUAAUUGUGGCAUGUUGUAACUUCUACUUAAAAACCAAUGGUAGGAAAUGGGUAGUUUACUGUGACAGUAAGGAUUAACAAAAAUUCCCUUGUAACUUGUGUAAAGUUUGUCCGAGUGGAUGCGUCUGUGGAAAGCUCUAGUCGAGUAAUUUUCCAACAAUGCCAUGGGAAAUAAUGCCAAUAGUUAAUGUCUACAUUUUAUUUUAUUUUUUUGUUCAACGCUUUGAAGAAACUGUGCCGAAACAUUCACGAGAGUCGUACUCAAGUUUUUGUUUUGGAAAAUGUGUGCCAAAUUAUGUGUUACGUGAUUUUACUUUCUACUUUUUCCAAUCAAUUUUCCAAGCAUUCCAUUCUUGAAUCUUGCCCAGUAUAAUACUGGUAGUUUUCCAGUUCUGUUGUUUCUAGUUAUUGAUCAUGCUGCAAGACAGUGUCAUUAUGAAACUAUUAUCAUUAUUUUUUAACUACAAUUUUAUAAAGUAGUUCUCCACUUGACCAAAGUAAGGCCUGAAGAAAAUUCUGACUAAAAGUGUGUAGGAUUUAAAAAUCAAAGUGCAAUUUCUUUGCUGAAUACAUAUUGUGAUUAAUUUUUUGUAAGAUUAUAGAACAUUACAAACUUAACUCAUUUUUCAUAAAUUGUAUAUGUGUAUAACAAACGUCUUCACUGUGCAAAAACCACUAACAUUGUUUAUAUUGUGCAUUAUAUCUCAAAACACUGCCAAUUUGUAACAUAGAUAAAGAUAACGUUUCAAUGGUGUGUCUUUGUUUUUAUCUAUUUUCUUCCACUGCCAUGCAAGAACAUAUAUAAAUAUUUCACAUUUUUUUUAAGAAUAGCAAUGUAAUUUUAAAAUUAAAUAUAGGUUAGGCUUCUGUAAAAUAAAUAAAUGAUGUGUUUUACAUUUAUAGAGCGAGUAAAAAGCUAAUUGUUAUAAAUAAAGUUUGUAUUUAUUUUAUAUUAUUGUGGCUUUUUUUUACCAAUAUUGAGUUAUUUAUGUUGUAUAAGAAAUAAGUCUAGAGCACAACAUAUGAAGAAAUGUAAAGAUAAAGUUAAAAAAAUUUGAAAUUGUUUAAUAGAUACAAGAUAAAUAAAUGUGUUUUCUACGCCAAAAA
This is a messenger RNA of Bacillus rossius redtenbacheri, 8456 nucleotides long. It is a transcript of the gene Col4a1, whose product is annotated as collagen alpha-2(IV) chain. The coding region runs from base 78 to 6434 and encodes 2118 amino acids. The record is from RefSeq and is a predicted model, not a curated record. Gene Ontology annotation, cellular component: collagen trimer. The transcript has 31 exons. Gene Ontology annotation, biological process: extracellular matrix organization. Gene Ontology annotation, molecular function: extracellular matrix structural constituent conferring tensile strength. Lineage: Eukaryota; Metazoa; Arthropoda; Insecta; Phasmatodea; Bacillidae.